Messenger RNA from Spirometra erinaceieuropaei, 513 nucleotides. Lineage: Eukaryota; Metazoa; Platyhelminthes; Cestoda; Diphyllobothriidea; Diphyllobothriidae. The record is from the annotation of a GenBank genome assembly.
AUGACUGACUCUGCUGCCCAGGCUGCCGUGAAGAAGGCGAAGGCGCCGAAGAAGCCAAAGGUGCCUGCUGCCCACCCGCCCUUCGCUAAGAUGAUCGUGGAUGCAAUUAAGGACCUGAAGGACAAAAACGGUUCCAGCCGUCAGGCGAUCUUGAAGCACAUUAAAGCCCAUAACAAGAUUGACGAGAGGGUUGCUGAGGUCCACUUGCGUCGCGCCCUUGUCUCCGCUACGGCUUCCGGCAAGUUGAUUCGAACCAAGGGUGCCGGCGCCUCUGGGUCCUUCAAGCUCUCCGAGAAGGCGAAAAAGGAGCCAGUCGCAAAGAAACAUGCCAAGAAGACGACCUCCAAGCCAAAGACUACCAAGACGGCUAAACCGAAGAAGGCUGCCACGGCCAAAAAGACGCCGAAGCCGAAGAAGGCCGUGAAGACGGUCAAACCAAAGAAAGCUGCAACGUCGGCAAAGCCCAAGAAACCUUCCGUGAAGAAGACGCCAAAGAAAGCGGCUAAGAAAUAG